AUGGACUUGGACUUCUUGACCGCGAACGAAUCGCGUAUUGUGACAAUUGCUGGGCGAUCAUCGACAACUGUCGACAUUUCGUAUGCGCUCCAAAAGGAUCUCGCGGCUCUUGGGUUGAAUCCAUCCACUGCAGAUAAACAUGGCAAACAACCGAGCGAAUCGAAUGGUAUCCAAAACUGUGAGACAAAA
Messenger RNA from Anisakis simplex (herring worm), 189 nucleotides. NCBI's taxonomy places the organism in Eukaryota, Metazoa, Nematoda, Chromadorea, Rhabditida, Anisakidae. The record is from the annotation of a GenBank genome assembly.